Drosophila obscura is the source of this 891-nucleotide messenger RNA. Its product is annotated as spidroin-1-like. The coding region runs from base 1 to 891 and encodes 296 amino acids. The transcript has a single exon. NCBI's taxonomy places the organism in Eukaryota, Metazoa, Arthropoda, Insecta, Diptera, Drosophilidae. The record is from RefSeq and is a predicted model, not a curated record.
AUGAGAAGCGGGUCGCUGAGUGGCGAUGCGGCGGAUCGCGCUGGAGGCAGCGAAGGAGGCGCUGCGGCAGCGGCAGGUCUGGGAGGACGCGCAGGCGCUGGCGAAGAAGUUGAAGGCCACGCAGGAGGAGGAGCAGGCGGCCGAGGAAGCCAAGGAAAGGGCCCGGUGGGAGGCGGAGGAGCACCACCGGACGUGUGUGCUGAAGAGGUUUCGCCGAAUUGCGAGAGAAGGAGCGGCAGAGAGCAACACCAGUGGCAGGGACCACAAGGCGCGGUGAUCGGGCCGUAUGACGCAGGAGGUGCGUACGGCGGUGCGUGGAGGAAUGGUGUGGCACCACCAAAUCCUCCACAUCACCUGGGCAUCGGGGCCGGCACCGAGGGAGCCGGAGGCUCCGGAAGAAGCGCGGAGGAGACGCCCCGACGGAGCAAUGGCCGCGACCCAAGGGGCGAUCGGCGGCAGCGGAACCGGCAGCGGCGAGCGCGGCGGCAGAGUCGGCGGCGGCAGCGGACCACAGGGACCAGCCGAGCGGCGGCAGCGGAGCCCACAGCGGAACCAGCAACGGCGAGCGCGGUGGCGGCAGCGGAGCCAGCAACGGCGAGCGCGGCGGCAGAGUCGUUGGCGGCAGCGGAGCCAGCAACGGCGAGCGCGGCGGCAGCGGGCCAGCGACGGCGAGGCGGCGGCAGCGGAACCAGCAGCGGAACCAGCAACGCCGGGCGCGGCGGCAGAGGCGGUGGCGGCGGCGGCAGCGGGCCCACAGCGGAACCAGCAAAGGCGAAGGCGGCGGCAGAGUCGGCGGCGGCAGCGGAGCCAGACGGCGAGCGCAGCGGCAGAGUCGCCGGCGGCAGCGGAGCCAGCGACGGCGAGCGCGGCGACGACGGCAGGCGGGAGUAA